AUGGCCGCGGGAGCCGGGACGGGGGGUCCCGCUUCCGGCCCGGACGUCGUGCGUGAUCCAGCGGCGUCACAGUCGAGGAAGCGGCCCGGUCGGGAGGGCGGGGAGGGUGCGCGGCGAACGGACGCGAUGGCGGGAGGAGGCGGGAGCAGCGACGGCAGCAGGAGGGCGGCAAGCCGGCGGGCGUCCCGCAGCAGUGGGCGGGCUCGGCGGGGGCGGCACGAUCCCGGGUUGGGGGGCGCCGCGGAGCGGGGCGCGGGGGAGGCACGGCUGGAGGAGGCGGUGAACCGCUGGGUGCUCAAGUUCUACUUCUACGAGGCGCUGCGGGCCUUUCGAAGCAGCCGGUACGGGGACUUCAGGCAGAUCCGGGACAUCAUGCAGGCUUUGCUUGUCAGGCCUUUGGGGAAGGAGCACACCGUGUCCCGGCUGCUGCGGGUUAUGCAGUGCCUUUCGCGCAUUGAAGAAGGGGAAAAUUUAGACUGUUCCUUUGAUAUGGAGGCUGAGCUCACACCCCUGGAAUCAGCUAUCAAUGUGCUGGAGAUGAUUAAAACGGAAUUUACACUGACAGAGGCAGUGGUGGAAUCCAGUAGAAAACUGGUCAAGGAGGCUGCUGUCAUUAUUUGUAUCAAAAAUAAAGAAUUUGAAAAAGCUUCAAAGAUUUUGAAAAAACAUAUGUCCAAGGACCCCACAACUCAGAAGCUGAGAAAUGAUCUCCUGAACAUUAUCCGUGAGAAGAACUUGGCCCACCCUGUUAUCCAGAACUUUUCCUAUGAAACCUUCCAGCAGAAGAUGCUGCGCUUCCUGGAGAGUCACCUGGAUAAUGCAGAGCCCUACCUCCUCACGAUGGCCAAAAAGGCUUUGAAAUCUGAAUCUGCUGCAUCAACUACAGUGAAGGAAGAAAAACAGCCAGCACCAGAGCCUGUGGAAAAGCCACCCAGAGAACCUGUGAGGCAGCUACGGAAUACUCCUACCACCUUUGGAAUUAUGACUCUAAAAGCAGCUUUCAAGACUCUGUCCGGUUCACAAGAUUCUGAGGCAGUCUUUUCAAAACUGGACCAGAAAGAUCUGGUACUUCCUAAUAAAACAUCCCCAUCAUCGCCAGCCCUCAAAAACAAGAGACCGAGAAAAGAUGAAAACGAAAGUUCAGCCCCUGCUGAGGGAGAGGGUGGCUCUGAACUGCAGCCCAAGACCAAGCGUAUGACAAUAAGCAGAUUGGUUUUGGAAGAGGAUAGUCAGAGUACUGAGCUGAGCCCAGGCCUCGACUCCUCUCAGGAAGUCAUUCCAUCGUCACCAUCCAAGCCUGCUGUUCUCAACCAACCGCUCCCCAGGGAGAAGAAUCCCAAGUUACCCAAAGGCAAGUGGAACAGUUCUAAUGGGGUUGAAGAAAAAGAGACUUGGGUGGAAGAGGACGAACUGUUUGAUGUUCAGGCAGCACCAGACGAAGAGAGUACAACCAGUGUAACAAAAAAGCAGAAGUGGACUGUAGAAGAAAGCGAGUGGAUCAAGGCUGGAGUGCAGAAAUUCGGGGAAGGAAACUGGGCUGCCAUUUCUAAAAAUUACCCAUUUGUUAACCGAACAGCUGUGAUGAUUAAGGAUCGCUGGCGGACCAUGAAAAGACUUGGCAUGAAUUGAAACAAGCUUUCAUUUCCCCAGGA
Pteronotus mesoamericanus is the source of this 1652-nucleotide messenger RNA. RefSeq names its product telomeric repeat binding factor 2 (gene TERF2). Gene Ontology annotation, molecular function: telomerase activity; double-stranded telomeric DNA binding; protein homodimerization activity. The transcript is spliced from 10 exons. The record is from RefSeq and is a predicted model, not a curated record. NCBI's taxonomy places the organism in Eukaryota, Metazoa, Chordata, Mammalia, Chiroptera, Mormoopidae. Gene Ontology annotation, biological process: telomeric D-loop disassembly; protection from non-homologous end joining at telomere; protein localization to chromosome, telomeric region. Gene Ontology annotation, cellular component: shelterin complex; chromosome, telomeric region; nucleus. The coding region runs from base 1 to 1629 and encodes 542 amino acids.